AUGGCCAAGGUACACAUCACCAAUGUGGUGGUGCUGGAUAAUCCCAGCAGCUUCCUAAACCCGUUCCAGUUCGAACUGACGUUUGAGUGUAUCGAGGAGCUGAAGGAGGACCUCGAGUGGAAGAUGAUCUACGUCGGAUCGGCCGAAUCAGAGGAGUUCGAUCAGGUGCUGGAUACGAUCUACGUUGGUCCGGUACCGGAGGGAAGGCAUAUAUUCGUGUUCCAAGCGGAUCCACCGAACGUGAGCCGGAUCCCGGAGCAGGACGCCGUCGGUGUGACAGUGGUGCUGCUAACCUGCUCCUACCGUGGGCAGGAGUUUGUUCGCGUCGGAUACUUCAUCAACAACGAGUACGCGGACGUGGAGAUGCGCGAAAACCCACCACCGAAACCAUUGUUCCACAAGAUGACGCGCAACAUACUGGCAUCGAAGCCGCGUGUCACUCGCUUCAAGAUUAACUGGGACGAUGCACCGGUGAACGGUGUAGCCGGAGGGCCAUCCAACGGGAUGAUGGACGGUGAGGAGGCACCGUCGGACGAGAUGGCCACCAAUGGUGACAACAAUGAUCAUGGAAUGGACGGUGAAUCGAACGGUGGUUCCUCACAUCCGCCGGAUCUGGUGCACGACGAGAAUAGUAUUGCGAUGCCGGCGACGGAAAUGCCCGAAUUCAACGAAAACUCCAACUCGCUCGCUAUGGAAUGCUGA
Molecule: messenger RNA, 702 nt
Organism: Anopheles marshallii
Lineage: Eukaryota; Metazoa; Arthropoda; Insecta; Diptera; Culicidae
Gene: asf1
Product: histone chaperone asf1
Exons: 1
Coding region: 1-702 (233 amino acids)
Biological process (GO): nucleosome disassembly; DNA replication-dependent chromatin assembly; nucleosome assembly
Cellular component (GO): nucleus
Molecular function (GO): histone binding
Source: RefSeq, a predicted model, not a curated record